Molecule: messenger RNA, 888 nt
Organism: Cutaneotrichosporon cavernicola
Lineage: Eukaryota; Fungi; Basidiomycota; Tremellomycetes; Trichosporonales; Trichosporonaceae
Exons: 1
Coding region: 1-888 (295 amino acids)
Source: RefSeq, a predicted model, not a curated record
AUGAUCGAAGAGGCACCCAUGCUAGUGGCCUACAACUCGCGGUUGGAGGAAGACACCCAACAGUUUGAGGACCAACGCCAGCAGUGGGACGAACGGCGCAAGCAGUACGGGGAAGAGCAUGGCGCUGAAGUCGCCCGCAUGUUCGACGUCGCGUACGUGCCUCUCGACACGACGCCCGACCCACCCCAGCCCAUGUUUGCCUCACCAGAGGAGGAGCAGGCGUACUUUUCUCAGUUUGUGGAGGAGUGGUCCCCCAACCCUGUAGGCGAGUAUGUCCACUUUCCGUACGUUCCCCCGCACAAGCGCGAGCUGGAGCCGGCAGCCCAGGCCACCCGGGAGAAGAUGGUCAAGGCGAUCACCACCCAGAAGCAGGCCGGGCAGGAAACCGCCGCUACUCAGAAACGGGCCCCGUGCUCGCCAACCCGUCAGCUAUGCAAGACCUCAGGCAAGAAGAAGGCGUCCCCCAAGUCCAAGCCCGCUCCUCCCAAUCCCGCCCGGCCCGGCCUGGCCGCCUCGAAGCUGUCCAUCGACUUCACCCGCAUCGUCUGCACGCUCGUCCUCCUCGAAAAGGGCACCCGCCACCCCUCGCUGGACCAUGUGGCCCUGAACCGCCUGCUAACCCACCUCGCGCCCGUGAUUGACACGUCGCGCGCCCUCCCCCGUCUUUUCGCGCACCAGCUCUACAUAUUCGGCCUCGAGGAGAAGGCGCUCGCUAUCAACCCCAGCAGCCUUGCACUAUUUUACAUGGCUGUCCGGAAGGACACGAUGCGCGAAUUCUUCCGCAUGACCAACCGCCAGGCCAUGAACAUCCUGUGCCCGCCUGCUUAUGGGCCAGGCAACCCCCGGCCGGGAAGUGGAUUCGGCGCUCCUGCUCCGAGCGCGCGCUAG